Messenger RNA from Panicum virgatum (switchgrass), 2194 nucleotides. RefSeq names its product xylan glycosyltransferase MUCI21-like. The coding region runs from base 278 to 1939 and encodes 553 amino acids. The transcript has a single exon. The record is from RefSeq and is a predicted model, not a curated record. Lineage: Eukaryota; Viridiplantae; Streptophyta; Magnoliopsida; Poales; Poaceae. Gene Ontology annotation, molecular function: glycosyltransferase activity.
CGCGCCACGCAGGUUCUUGGCUCGUUCGGUGCCACCACCCGCCCCGCUGCGGGCGUUCGCUGCCAGUCUAUCUCCAGCCGGCCGCGCAGCCUUCCCAUGGCAUUCCCUUACCCCGCAAGCCAUAGAAUGGAAUAGAGACGCGGUUUGUUUCCGCCACAUUUAAAAGGGAGGACGCUACGCGCGCCUACGCCAUCCAGAACCCAAAUCCAGCAAGCAACUCGCUCUGCUUCUCCUCUCGUGCCCUGUUUUUCCCAUUCCCUCCCUGAUUCUGAUCGACAUGGUCCACCACCAUCGGGCGAGCCUGCUGGUGCCCCCGCAGCGCAAGGCCGAGGCGGCGGCAGAGGACCCGGAGGGCGGCGGCGGCCGGAUGAAGGAGCUCCGGGGCCGCCUGGCCGACUACGCCUGCCACCACCACCGGAAGCACGGCCACGACGCGCUGCUCCGCAUGCUCGCGGGCUUCGCGCUCGUCUCCUGCCUCCUGCUACUGCUCCCGGGCAGCCCCGUCUCCGGCGCCAUGGACGAGCUGCUGCAGCUCGGGACGACCACGCGGCCCGACCAGGAGCAGGGGGCGGCGGCGGCGCCCCCGCCCCCACCGUGCGCCGCCGCCGCCAACGGCACCGUCUGCUGCGACCGCUCCUCGCACCGCGCCGACGUAUGCGUCAUGCGCGGGGACGUCCGCACCCACGCCGCCUCCAACUCACUCUUCGUGCUCGCGCCGCCGAACGCGUCCGCCGCCGCCGCCGCCGCCGACGAGCGCAUCCGGCCGUACACGCGCAAGUGGGAGUCCAGCAUCAUGAGCACCAUCGACGAGCUCCGCCUCCGCUCCGCGCCCGAGGGGGGCGACGCCGCCGCGCCAGCCCGCUGCGACGUCCGCCACGACGUCCCCGCCGUCGUCUUCUCCACCGGCGGCUACACCGGCAACGUGUACCACGAGUUCAACGACGGCAUCAUCCCGCUCUACAUCACCGCGCGCCGCUACAACAAGAAGGUGGUCUUCGUCAUGCUCGAGUACCACGACUGGUGGAUGACCAAGUACGGCCACAUCGUGGAGCAGCUCUCCGACUACCCUCCCGUCGAUUUCGCCGGCGACCGCCGCACGCACUGCUUCCCGGAGGCCGUCGUCGGCCUGCGCAUCCACGGCGAGCUCGCCAUCGACGCCGCGCGGAUGCCGCCCAACCAGACUAUCCAGGAUUUCCGCCAGAUGCUCGACGACGCUCACCGUGGCCGCGUCCAGGCAAUCGUCGAUGAGGAGAAGAAGGAAGCCGCCGCCGCCGCCGCCGCCGCCGCCGCUGCUGCGCCGGCGGCGCUGGCGAGGAAGCAGCAACGCCGCGGCAGCCAGAGGACCCGACGCGCCAAGGACGACGACGACGGCGGCAGCCCACGGCCACGGCUGGUGAUCGUCUCCCGGAACGGGUCGCGCGCGAUCGAGAACGAGGCCGAGCUGGCGCGCGCCGCGGCGGGCGCCGGGUUCCGCGUCGCCGUGCUCCGGCCGCGCAGGGACACGGAGCUCGCCAGGCUGUACCGCGCCCUGAACGCGUCGGACGUCAUGGUGGGCGUGCACGGCGCGGCCAUGACGCACCUCCUGUUCAUGCGCCCCGGAUCCGUGUUCAUCCAGGUGGUGCCGCUCGGCACGGACUGGGCCGCCGAGGCGUACUACGGCGAGCCGGCGCGGCGGCUGGGGCUGCGCUACAUGCCCUACAGGAUCCUGCCGUCCGAGAGCUCGCUCUCCGGGCGGUACGCCGAGGGCGACCCCGUGCUGGCCGACCCGGACGCCGUGAACGCCAAGGGGUGGCAGGUCACCAAGCGGGUCUACCUGGACGGCCAGAACGUGCGGCUGGACAUGGCGCGGUUCCGCCGCCACCUGCGCCGGGCGCGUGACCACUGGGCGCGAGGCAGAGCCGACGCCGCGCGGAUCGGAACAGGGGCGGAACAGCGGUAGCGUUUGCGGAGGAUCUUGGUUUCAUUUUUGACAUGGGUGAAUGUUGUACUGUAAAAUAUGGCAUGUAGAGACACCAGGUGUACAUGGCAGUAGAUACGUUCAUUUCUUUCUUUUUUACAUUCGGGACAUAAACGGAGCUGUUGUGAUUGAUGUACAUAACAAGGUAACAAUAUCUAUCACGAGUUGGGAGAUAUUUGUGCCAAAAGAUGUCUAUUUUUUUCACUCUGCCAAAAGAUACACCAUUUAAUCGAAAGA